Thalassophryne amazonica is the source of this 2647-nucleotide messenger RNA. It is a transcript of the gene dgkaa, whose product is annotated as diacylglycerol kinase, alpha a. Bases 280 to 2475 code for a protein of 731 amino acids. Gene Ontology annotation, cellular component: plasma membrane. Gene Ontology annotation, molecular function: ATP-dependent diacylglycerol kinase activity; calcium ion binding. NCBI's taxonomy places the organism in Eukaryota, Metazoa, Chordata, Actinopteri, Batrachoidiformes, Batrachoididae. The transcript has 24 exons. Gene Ontology annotation, biological process: lipid phosphorylation; intracellular signal transduction; diacylglycerol metabolic process. The record is from RefSeq and is a predicted model, not a curated record.
AUGGCACAGUUACAGUUGCAUAAUUGAAACUUUGCAGCGGCGCUGUGCAGAGGCGGUGCUUGACAGCAGCAGCGUUCAGUCUGUGCGCUGCACUGCUUCACCGCUGACACUCCGCCGACCUGAAGCUCAAACUUAACGGACACUUUGCGCCCGAAAGUAGGACCUUUUUUUUUGUUUGUUUUUUUUUUGGACGGUUUUCGGCUCGCACCUCAACGAAUCCAGUGAAGGAGUGUCGACAGAAAGGCAGGCAUUUAGCACAGAAGAGCAGAAGCAGGCACCAUGUCCACCCCCACAAACCAAGAAGUGAAGGAACUGAACCCUGUUGACUUUAUCCAGCUACAGCAGUACAUUGAAUACUGCAGCCUGAAGGUGAAAGAUGUGCUGAGAGAAUUUGAUGCAGAUGGCAGUCUAGCCGAGCACAGGCACGGAGAGUGCAUCAAUGAAGAAGGCUUUCGUCUGUUUCUGAAGACUUAUUUAGAAGUGGAGGACUUCCCUGUGGAUCUCUGCCAGCGGCUCUUCCGCUCCUUCCAAAACUCUGAACCUACACAGGAAGGCUGUGCCAAAGAGGUCUUUCUAAAGGAUGUGUCUUGUUACUUCUCUCUGCUGGAGGACGGCCAACCCAGAGACAAGCUGGAGUUUGCGUUCAAGCUCUAUGACAGAGAUGGUAACGGCGUUCUCGACAGCUCUGAGGUGGAUAGGAUCAUUGCUCAAAUGAUGCAUGCUGCAGAAUACCUCGGUUGGGACGUGUCAGAGCUCAGACCAGUUCUGAAGGACAUGAUGACAGCAAUUGAUGCCGACAGCAGCGGCACAGUUUCUCUGGAUGAGUGGGUGGAAGGAGGCAUGAACAACAUUCCCCUGUUGGUCUUGCUCGGUCUUAAGAUGACGCAGAAGGAUGGGCAGCACCUUUGGAGGAUGAAACAUUUCAACAAGCCUGUUUACUGCAAUGUGUGUCAGAGCAUGCUGCUGGGUUUGAGGAAGCAAGGCCUGUGCUGCACCUGCUGCAAAUACACAGUCCAUGGACGCUGUGCCAACAGGAACCCCACCCCCUGCACCAAGACUUAUGUUAAGUCAAAGAAAGAAACAGGGGUCCCAGCACAUGACUGGGUGAGUGGCAACUGUGACUCUCGGUGUGACAAAUGCCAGAAGAAGAUCAAGAGCUACCAAGGUUUAAAUGGGAAGCACUGUGUUUGGUGCCACACUAUGCGUCAUGAUGAGUGUGCAGACCAAGAGCCGAUAGAAUGUACCUGUGGUCCACUCAGAGACCAUAUCCUGCCUCCGUGGGCAAUAUACCCUGUAAUAAAGGAGAGGCCAAACAACAUGAAGAACGGCUGCUCAGGCUCAGCAGACAGCGAGCUCAAUACUACUCCUGAUGGACAAGUACUUCAGAUCAGCCCUGUACCAAACACUCAUCCUCUUCUAGUCUUUGUCAACCCUAAAAGUGGUGGCAAACAGGGAGAAAGAGUCCUGCGUAAAUUUCAGUAUUUACUGAAUCCACGACAGGUGUACAACCUAUCGAAUGGUGGACCUGGACCAGGACUGAGCUUUUUCAGAAACCUGAAGGAUUACAGGAUCUUGGUCUGCGGGGGAGACGGCACAGUUGGCUGGAUUUUAGAUGCAAUUGACAAGGCUAACUUAUUGGUGCGUCCGCCCGUUGCCGUCUUGCCUCUGGGCACUGGAAAUGACCUUGCCCGAUGUCUCAGAUGGGGUGGAGGAUAUGACGGCGAGGAUCUGAGCCGUAUUCUUAAAGACAUUGAAGGCAGCUCCCAGGUGCUGAUGGACCGCUGGAGUGUGAAGGUUAUCACACAUGAGAACGAGGAGAAGGGCGACCCGGUGCCAUAUGAAAUCAUCAAUAACUACUUCUCCAUUGGAGUUGAUGCAUCCAUUGCCCACCGGUUUCACACAAUGAGGGAGAAACAUCCACAGAAAUUCAACAGCAGAAUGAAGAACAAGCUGUGGUAUUUUGAAUUUGCCACUUCAGAAACCAUCUCUGCUUCCUGCAAGAAACUGAAUGAAAGUCUAACAAUCGAGUGCUGUGGCACGCCUCUGGAUUUAAGCGGACUGUCUCUAGAGGGGAUCGCCCUCCUAAACAUUCCCAGUAUGCACGGUGGCUCCAACCUGUGGGGUGACACCAAAAAAGGGGAUGUUCGGGGGCUUGUGGGUCAAGAAGAGCCUGAAGUGAUCGUUGACCCAGAAAUCCUGAAGGUCACCUCCCAAGAUCUCAGUGACCGUCGGAUGGAGGUGGUCGGGCUUGAAGGUGCCAUAGAGAUGGGUCAGAUAUACACCGGCCUGAAGAGUGCUGUGAGGCUUGCGAAAACAUCUCAGAUCACCAUCAGGACAAGGAAAGCCUUACCAAUGCAAAUAGACGGCGAGCCGUGGAUGCAGCCACCCUGCACGAUUCACAUUACGCACAAGAAUCAGGCCAGUAUGUUGAUGGCACCUCAGGCCAAGUCUUCUGGCUUUUUCAACUACAAAUAAAGCAGCUGCUCGUCAGCAGCAGUUACAGGCACUUGUUUAAUGUAUAUAUACGAUCUAAGACUGACACUUAUAUAUAUGAUAUAAAUAUAAAAUCAGAUUGAAUGGGUGUUGUAGAAUAAUCACAUCAUAACAGAUUUAGCAGCAGGUUUGCAACUGUGUAACUGAAGCAUGG